Durotheca rogersii is the source of this 1326-nucleotide messenger RNA. RefSeq names its product soluble quino protein glucose dehydrogenase. NCBI's taxonomy places the organism in Eukaryota, Fungi, Ascomycota, Sordariomycetes, Xylariales, Xylariaceae. The record is from RefSeq and is a predicted model, not a curated record. The coding region runs from base 1 to 1326 and encodes 441 amino acids. The transcript has 3 exons.
AUGUAUUUGUUGACAGCAGUUUCGGCGGUAGCUGCCCUCGUGGGCCAAGUCCUGUCGCAGGGGGCUCCUAUUGUGCCAUUCCCUACUAGCUGUUCCGGCAUCGCUGCGCCCCGGUACCCGUACACGAUCGAUUCCGGGUGGCAGGUUACCAAGGUCGCCAGCGGUCUUCGCCAACCCCGAACUAUCAUCUUCGACCCCUUAGGUCACAUGCUGGUGUUGCAAGCUAGCUUCGGCAUCUCGGUCCACACCUUUGGCGCUGAUGGCUGUAUCAACAGCACCAAGACCCUCCUACAGAGCACGGCUCUGAACCACGGCCUCACCCUCACGCCCGAUGGCAAGACCCUCUAUGCUAGCUCGCAGACCACGGCCUGGUCUUGGACCUACGACGCGACCGCCAUGACAAUUUCGGGUCAGAAGACCGUCAUCACCGGCAUCAGCCAGGGCAUCCACUCGACACGAACGAUAGUCGUUUCCCCCAAGAACCCCAACUUAGUUCUCGUCUCUGUCGGCUCUAACUCGAACUGGGACAACCCGACAAUCGACCCGAAUGUCGGCCGCGCCUGCGUCAAGGUGUUCGACAUGAGCACGGUGCCCGCCAACGGCUACAGCUAUAACACCGGCGGCAAGAUGCUGGGAUACGGCCUGCGGAACGAGAUCGCCCUGGCUUUCGACCCGAACGGGCACGUAUGGGGCGCGGAGAAUAGCGGUGAUGAUUUCCGACGAACUAUUAACGGCCAGUCGACGGACAUUCACAUCGAUAACCCUGCCGAGGAGCUGAACUACCUCGGGGAUCCGGCCGCGCCCUUGCAAAACAACUGGUUCGGUUACCCGACGUGCUUCACCGUGUGGGAGGCGUCCAACUUUAGGGACAACACCGCGCUGAGGACGGGCUCGCAAUUCGUCGUGACACCCAACUCGACCUUCAACGACGCCUCGUGCGUCGGCAGGUCCAACCCGCCGCGUCUCUCGUUCCCAGCGCACAUGGCUCCCAUCAGCAACGCCUUCGACGCCCAGGGCUUGAACCUGUACAUCACGUUCCACGGCAGCUGGAACCGGCAGCCGGCACAGGGCUACAUGGUGGCCGAGGUCCCCUUCAAGAAGAACGAGAACGGUACGUACGAGCCGGUGGCCCCGGCCGACAGCAAGACCGGCUACAAGACCAUCAUCGGCUCGCAGAACCCCGGCGGCUGCAACUCGCCCGGCCUGACCAUGAGCUCCUGCUGGCGCUUGGCGGGCCUCAGCUGGGACUUGGCCGGCAACAACCUCUACGUCAGCAGCGACAACCAGGCCCAGGGAGAGAUCUUCGUGCUGAGGAAGACGGCUUAG